AUGGCCCAGGCAGACACGAAAUAUCAGCCAAUCUCUUCAGCAGAUCUUGAAGGGGACCAGCCCGUCGGAGAGCCUCCAAGGGCUCGAAAGCGCCUUGUAGAGAGCUGGAAGACAGUGGUCAUUGCCAUCUUGUCUUUGGGCUGGCUGGCAACUGCAACGGGCUGGUAUCGGGCUACGCCUUCAACAGAAGGGCCCCUUCACGUUUACACAAACUCCCCCAUCCCGAAGGAUGUCUUCAAACCAGUCAAGAAAGUAUUCCAGCUGGACGAAAGAUAUGUUGGCGGAACACCAGAGGCCGAGGUCAUGUGGGACAAGCUCGUCGCUGGUCACGAUGCUGUCUGGCUCGAGAAUCCUGCUCAGUGGGGUUUAGGCGAGGGUAUUGUGGCGCCCUAUGACCACCCCAAUACGCCGGAUCCCAAACCUCAGGACUUCUACGUCAUAUCGCUUCUUCAUCAGUUGCACUGUCUGAAUAUGAUCAGGUUCCAGUACUACCAGGAAAGGAACCGUGUCGACACUUCUGCGGACCCGCAGGCUUUCAUGUGGAAAGUACACGUUGAACACUGCUUCGAAUACCUGCGUCAAGGCAUCUCUUGUGGUGGCGAUCUCAUCAUCGAGGGAAACAGCCCAAUUAACGUCGGCAAAGGGCACGCAACCUCGGUGACUGGGUGGGGUGUUGAGCACGAUUGUAUUGAUAUUGACCUCCUGUGGCAAUUUCAAAUCGAGCAAGAGGCCAAGUAUAACUUGACUUGGCAAAAUGCGUAG
Molecule: messenger RNA, 762 nt
Organism: Cryphonectria parasitica EP155
Lineage: Eukaryota; Fungi; Ascomycota; Sordariomycetes; Diaporthales; Cryphonectriaceae
Exons: 3
Coding region: 1-762 (253 amino acids)
Biological process (GO): mycotoxin biosynthetic process
Source: RefSeq, a predicted model, not a curated record